Rattus rattus (black rat) is the source of this 1310-nucleotide messenger RNA. Its product is annotated as C-type lectin domain family 10 member A. Bases 128 to 1051 code for a protein of 307 amino acids. Gene Ontology annotation, molecular function: signaling receptor activity. The transcript has 9 exons. The record is from RefSeq and is a predicted model, not a curated record. NCBI's taxonomy places the organism in Eukaryota, Metazoa, Chordata, Mammalia, Rodentia, Muridae.
GUUCCAGGACUUACCUCAGCUUCACACUGCUUCUGACACUCUCCUUGGUCCCAGCUCGGUAUCUGUCUGGAUUCUGGUGUCUCGGUUUCAGUUCAGAUAGCCCUAGAGGCCUUGUGUUUGUGCAAGCAUGACAAUGGCAUAUGAAAACUUCCAGAACUUGGGGAGCGAAGAGAAAAACCAAGAGUCUGGUAAAGCAGCUCCUCCCCAGUCCUUCCUGUGGAAUAUCCUCUCUUGGACCCACCUCCUCCUGUUCUCCCUGGGCCUCAGCCUCCUGCUGCUGGUGGUUAUCUCCGUGAUUGGAUCCCAAAAUUCCCAGUUAAGGAGGGACCUAGAAACCCUGAGAACUACUUUAGACAACACCACCUCCAACACCAAGGCUGAACUACAGGCCCUGGCCUCCAGGGGUGACAGCUUGCAAACAGGGAUCAAUUCUCUGAAAGUGGAGGUGGAUGAUCAUGGGCAGGAACUGCAGGCAGGCCGAGGCUUGAGCCAGAAGGUGGCGUCUCUGGAGAGCACAGUGGAGAAGAAGGAGCAGACUCUCAGAACAGGUCUAUCUGAAAUAACCGAUCGUGUGCAACAGCUGGGGAAGGACUUGAAGACCCUGACAUGUCAGCUGGCCAGCCUCAAGAACAACGGCUCGGCAGUGGCCUGCUGCCCCCUUCACUGGAUGGAGCAUGAAGGCAGCUGCUACUGGUUCUCUCAGUCUGGGAAGCCGUGGCCUGAAGCGGACAAGUACUGCCAGCUGGAGAAUUCUAACCUAGUGGUGGUCAACUCCCUGGCGGAGCAGAAUUUUCUACAGACUCACAUGGGCAGUGUGGUCACUUGGAUGGGCCUAACGGACCAAAAUGGGCCCUGGCGAUGGGUGGACGGGACCGACUAUGAGAAAGGCUUUACGCACUGGGCCCCAGAGCAGCCAGAUAACUGGUAUGGACACGGGCUGGGAGGAGGCGAGGACUGUGCACACUUCACCUCAGAUGGUCGCUGGAAUGAUGACGUUUGCCAGAGGCCCUACCGCUGGGUCUGUGAGAUGAAGCUGGCCAAGGACAGCUAGGAGCACUCUCCAAGUAAUUUAUUUCUUCAGUGGUUUUAGCUGUGGAAGCCUGGAGUUUGGACUCCUCCUAUCCCAUUUCAAUGUUAUUUGGGACUUUUCUUUUUGUCAAAAAAUUUAAGUCAAGGAGAAAGGAUUGUGUUUGAGAUGGUAGUGUGGAGUCCGGAAGAAUGGGGUUAUUGAAAUCUGUGGUAUUUUGUACAGAGUGCCGCUUAUUGUAGGACUUUUUAAUGUAACAAAAAUAAAACACUGUUGGUUUUGC